GUUUUCAAUGUGCCCGGCAAUUCCGCUGUGUUUCGCUGUUCACUUGGCCAUUGUGUUUGGUACUCGCAUGUUCCGGAAACCAAUAGGUAGCAUUAUCAUCGAGAAAUUAUUUUCAUUCCAUUCCGAAUACAUAAACAUUAAGAUGAAAGACUAAUAGGAGGCUAUACAGCAGUAGCCAGAGAGAUCAAGCAGGUACAAGCAUUAGAUAAUUUAGGAAGGGGUAAUCGGAUGGAUAGAAGACGUACACGAGCCAUCGCCCUUGACCCACAGGCCGUAUUCGGUCGCACUAUCCGCGACGGGGUGGACGCAGAACACUAUCACAUCAUCAGUAACAUCCCUCAUGCGCAGGAGUGGGGAUUACGAACCCUGUCCAUCAUCAUCGCCCGACGGCCUGAUGACGAUCUCGCCGGUGCCGUCGAUGCACGCCGGGUACGCCUCGUACGUGGCGGGGAUGGCGGUGGCGGCCGACGAGAACUCGAUCUCGCGGAACGCAGGCUUGUCGCGGGGGGUGACGAUGUAGGCCUUGAUGCCCGAACCGACGUCGAGGAUCAGGUUGUUGUCGACGAGCGUGGUGUUGAUCGGUGUGCCCGCGGCGUGGAUGCCAACAUCGUAGGUGGCGGCGGCCCCGGUAGGCACGAACGAGAGCGUCUUGCCGUCGAUCGAGGCGUCGCCGGAGUUGGCGGCUACAAGCUUGAACUCGUAAUCCAGCGUGCUGUAGAUGACCUGCGGGAGGAUGCAGCCAUCCUCCUCCUGUGGCAUGGGCGCGGCGCUGGCGGCGGCAGCGAGGAAGAGGGCGGAGAGGAUGCUGGAGGUCUUCAUGAUUGCGGUUUUGGAGGUGGAGCUUUGGAUUAUGUGAGUGGGCUCUAGGAGUUGCUGUGAAGGACGGGAGCGAGCUGGGUGAAGAUGUACCUUUGGAUGGGGAGGUAGUGGUUCGCUUUUAUAUCCACUCGGCCGGUCGACUUGAACGAGGCACUCAGCAAUGAGAUCUUCACGUUGUUAGUUGUUUAGUCGUCCAAUAGCUGUUUGUCCAGCUACAAUAAGCUCUCUGUGCAUGCAGGUGUAGAGUUGCGAUACGGUGGU
Tricharina praecox is the source of this 1080-nucleotide messenger RNA. RefSeq lists its product as uncharacterized. The coding region runs from base 229 to 867 and encodes 212 amino acids. The transcript is spliced from 2 exons. NCBI's taxonomy places the organism in Eukaryota, Fungi, Ascomycota, Pezizomycetes, Pezizales, Pyronemataceae. The record is from RefSeq and is a predicted model, not a curated record.